Pyrenophora tritici-repentis Pt-1C-BFP is the source of this 153-nucleotide messenger RNA. NCBI's taxonomy places the organism in Eukaryota, Fungi, Ascomycota, Dothideomycetes, Pleosporales, Pleosporaceae. The record is from RefSeq and is a predicted model, not a curated record.
AUGGACGACGAGCGCCUCGGCGACGACCUAGCCGCAUGGGCAUGCUUCCGCCUCGACCGCCUCCGCCCCGGUCUGCGCAUGCUGCACCUCUACGACUCGAACGGUGUCAUCACAAAGGGCGUGUUGCUGGUUAGGAUUAGGAAGACGGAGUAA